AUGCAUCCUCCACUCUCGCCAAUCUAUUCUUUCCUCGUUCUUGCCUGCGUUGUCGCUGUUAGCGCUCAAGACUAUGGAUUCUCAACAUGCUUGAAAAAGCUGAAUGAUACCAUGUACGGAAACAGGACCGAGGGUGGGCUCAACAACGAGACUGUUCUAGACUAUCUCUGGGAUGGACCAAUUCAAGGGUUGACGGGUAAAAGUCCCAAUGUAACCCUUGGGUAUGAGGGAUGCCUCAAGGUCUGUGGCGGGCGGACCGAUUCCGUUUCUGCUAGGUCAGCUCUUGAGAUGGUGACGACAUGGAUCUUUCCUCUGGCUAUCAUCUUCAAUCUUCCCUUCGACUCGCUUCACCGUAAAAAGAUCUUUGGAACCCUCAAAGCGCUGAUAAACUGGGCGGGUUCUCCACAGACAGCCCUGACACACACCAUCUGGAACGUGCGGCAGAUCAGGCAUUGUCAUCUCAUGGCAAAGUCAAGAAACAUCUUGCACAAAGACGCUUUCUUUGUCCUGAGUUGCUUGGGCCAGUUUGAACUUCCUGACGACGACAGGUUCUACACAGCACUCGCUUACGGCCUCUUCAGGCCCCUGACUCAAUCCAACAGGCAGCCUGACCGGGAUCAGAAGUACACGGCGGAGCUUCUGUCGAUGGUAGCGUUUCAAUUGCGUAUGCUGAGACGUCGCGGUGUUGUUCCAACUCUUGCUAGUCUUGGGACUUUCAUUGCCGCCUUUGUGUUCUCCAUUGUGCUUGCAUUUCACCAAGAUGUGGGCAGCCGGACAGGAUCGCCUCUUACCCUUGGUCUAUUGUAUUGCUGGCUGCCUAUGCUGGUCAUCUUUACGAUUAUUGACCGCAAUCCUGUAUCAGCAGAUCGUUCAGCGGCUCUAAUGUCUCGUUGGUUGUUUAACGUAGACGCUGUUUUGAACUUUGCGCAAGACGCUGGAGCUGACUUGGACCUCAUGCGAAAGCCCGAAUGGUGGUCACGCGAUACGUCAGAGGAUGACAUGAGCGUGUUCAGAAUCAAAGAGUUCAUCGGACAAGGCCGCAAGAUACAGUACUGUGGACUCGCCUACACGACGAUUGAGACCUGGGAAAAUCAUAGUCCUCGCUUGGGCAGAGAUCUUAACGAAUACACAGCUUUCUCGCAGGAGAUACUGAAGAGUCUCAAGGGACCGCCACCAGCACAGUGGUACGCGACGGCAAUGGCUUCGUUUUCCUUGGUUCUGCUUGAGGUCAUGAUGGCGUUCUUGAUUGCUUACUGCACGCCAACUUUCGGCCUGGGCUGCUGGUCUGUGAGCCUGCUCCUCUAUGGUGUGUUGAGCUCUUUUACCUGGACGUAUCACCUCUUCAGCAAAGCUCCGGGGAAAAAGGGGCGAAGAGCCUGCACCGUGUUCAAUUUUCUUGCUUUUGCUUGGCUUGCGACUCUCACAGGUCUGGUGAACUUUGACAUGCUCGGCCCUUGGAUUACCGCCUCAGCUGUCGGUGGAUCGGUUCCCGGUCUGGUGCUAAUAGUGGCGAUUUUCUGGUGGAAGAGAUGCCAGCAUUUGUGGUCGACGCAGGAGACGGGGCCGUUGCAGGACUUUGAACUUGGCAAUGUUAACUCUAGGGCUGACGCUUCAUGGUUGGUUGCUUAG
Molecule: messenger RNA, 1629 nt
Organism: Fusarium vanettenii 77-13-4
Lineage: Eukaryota; Fungi; Ascomycota; Sordariomycetes; Hypocreales; Nectriaceae
Exons: 4
Coding region: 1-1629 (542 amino acids)
Source: RefSeq, a predicted model, not a curated record